Messenger RNA from Colletotrichum karsti, 1548 nucleotides. Its product is annotated as putative NDT80/PhoG like DNA-binding family protein. The record is from RefSeq and is a predicted model, not a curated record. Gene Ontology annotation, molecular function: DNA binding; DNA-binding transcription factor activity. NCBI's taxonomy places the organism in Eukaryota, Fungi, Ascomycota, Sordariomycetes, Glomerellales, Glomerellaceae. The transcript has a single exon. Bases 1 to 1548 code for a protein of 515 amino acids. Gene Ontology annotation, biological process: positive regulation of transcription by RNA polymerase II; meiotic cell cycle. Gene Ontology annotation, cellular component: nuclear chromosome.
AUGGCCAAACUCACAGACUUACUUGACAGUAGCACUUCUUCGACGGGUAUGGCACAUGCCCACCGCUCCACAGCAUUACCCCAUCCUGGCACACAGAUCAGUACGAGAGAUCAGUAUUCUCCGGCAACGCCAUCUUUUAGGAGGGUCUCGGAGCACCAACCCAGAUCGCCAUCCUACCCAGCCGCUCUACGACGCCAUCCCAUAUCUCCAACCUCCAGCCCUAUCACCGGUUUCACUGCACCGACUGCCUUGAGGAUGGACGCCUCUGGUCAUUACCCCCCGUCCUCGUCCAGGACACCCAUGAGCGUGCCUCCGUUGGGUCCCAUUACAACUCUCGGCACACUUUCGUAUAGCAACGAAGGCCAAGGAGUACCGCCGAUCAAAAUCGACAUCCACGGAAACAUCGACAAGGGCUUCUUUCAGUCGGACGGCGACUGGACCUGCUACAGGAGGAAUUAUUUCUCCUGUAUCUGCUCCUUCAGCCUCAGCCCACACUAUCCCGGGCAGCCGCUGCAAUUCAUGGCAUCAGGCUCUACGCAGGCUUACACGGUUCUCGGCUUUGCCAUGUCUAUCUCAGCCGUCGUAUCAGACAACGACUCCCACAGGAUCGAACUUGUCCAGCACACGCCCAAGAGAGACAAGGGCCCCAUCGCGCCGCCCGAGAAAGUCCGCCUUCACCCCAAAUACCCUCAACAGUCCCAUCCGCUUGGGCUCUAUCCUCACGACAGCGGGCUUGGGGGGCCACCAAGAAUUGGAUACGCAGAGAGCGGAGGCUUCUCGGGUAGUGCUCCGCAGGGGAGCGACUCGUACCAGACGGAGCACACGUUCGAGCGUAUCCAGUUCAAGCAGGCGACGGCAAACAACGGGAAGAGAAGGGCAGCCCAACAGUACUACCAUCUGUUGAUUGAGCUGUGGGCGGACGUCGGCUCGCAAGGUCCUGAUCAGUUCGUUCGAAUAGCAUACCGAAAGUCGGCCAAGAUGAUUGUGCGGGGUCGUUCGCCGGGACACUACCAGAGCGAGAGGCGUGCCAGCACCAGCAGCGGACCCGGUGGUUCUGGCGGCAGCCUGACCGGAUUCCCCAGCAGCACGAUGCUGGGCUCGGAUUACUCUGGUGGAAGCAUGAUGCCGGCAGGCGGCUAUGGGGGAGGCUACGACGCGCGUGGGGGGACUCACUACGGAACAGCACGCCACCAUCCCGAACUCGAGCCCAUGAUUCCUCCCGAGGAUGCGAAGACCAUCGACACGGCGAAAGAGUACCGUUACUUCCCUGGCGCCAUCUACGAACAUGCCGACUCGGCAGGAGGAGUGGAAAUGUUCGCGCACCACCGAAACGGACAGGAUAACAUGGGGCAACACAUGACGUCGACCUACGAUCCUCUCCACGACAGAGUCAAGCGCGACCCCGAGGUCGGCAUGCUCCCGAGCAUCUUCCCACCCGGGCCGCUCAUGUCGAAUCAACGGUGCGGUCCGUACGAGAGCAAGUCGUCCUCGAGUGGCUACUACCCAAUGGUCCCGCAGCCAGGGGUCAAUCUCACAAACAUGACCUGA